GAUCAUUUGCAUCUCUAGCGGACUCUACAACUGCACUCUCUCUCACUUUUGCUUACAAGUUACACAGUCUUCCUUUCUCCCUCCUUCAGAUUCACGAAUCACGACAAACGCGCGGCUGCCUCACUCUGCCUCCAGUCCAGAUCGCUCCUCUGCUCGCUGCGGUCCUGCGGCCUCCUCUGCCUAACUGCCUCUGUGGCCGUUCGUCCUCUCUACUGCCUCCGUGUCCGUUCGUCCUCUCUGUUCGCCGCAACCUCAUCUGUCUCCAGAUCGCGUUGCUGCUUUGUUCAAAAGUAGACUCUGCAACUGGACUCUCUCUCCCUUACUGCCUCUGUGGCAGUUCGUCGCUCUCUAUUCGCUGCAACCUCAUCUGUCUCCAGAUCGCGUUGCUGCUUUGUUCAAAAGAUUAAUAACAGGAUUCAUCGUGCGCGCACACUCUUCCCAUUUUCAUUCUUUUCAUUUCCAACAAUGUCUACCGUAAACGGCACCGUUGCACACAUUUUUCUCCGAGUCAAGAAGCUCUCCGACAAAGCCGUUCUGCCUUCAAGGGCUUCCCCUCUCUCCGCUGGUUACGAUCUUUCCUGCGCCGCCGCUACUCACGUUCCGGCGCGAGGCAAGGCUCUUAUUCCCACCGAUCUCUCCAUCGCCAUCCCUGAAGGAACCUAUGCCCGGAUUGCACCGAGAUCGGGGUUAGCUUGGAAGCAUUCAAUUGAUGUGGGUGCUGGAGUGAUUGAUGCUGAUUACAGAGGUCCUGUUGGUGUUAUACUGUUCAAUCAUUCAGAUGUUGAUUUUGAAGUAAAAGUUGGUGAUAGGAUUGCUCAGUUGAUUAUUGAGAAGAUUAUCACUCCUGAGGUUUCUGAGGUUCAGGAUUUGGAUUCCACUCUUAGAGGGGAAGGUGGUUUUGGAUCAACUGGGGUUUAAAUUUCAUGAUUAUUAUUAUCUUUUUUUUUUUUGGUUACUUUUUAGGUUCCUUAUUAGUUAACCUUUGAAUGCGACGAGAACCGUCCAUUUCUCCAAUUUUCUACAUAUAUGUGUACGCGUGACAUGAAAGUGAUAAAUUGAUACUAAAAAGAACAACUAGCAAAACAAAAUUUAAUUACCUGUUUUAA
Messenger RNA from Cicer arietinum (chickpea), 1106 nucleotides. RefSeq names its product deoxyuridine 5'-triphosphate nucleotidohydrolase-like. Gene Ontology annotation, molecular function: magnesium ion binding; dUTP diphosphatase activity. Gene Ontology annotation, biological process: dUTP catabolic process; dUMP biosynthetic process. The record is from RefSeq and is a predicted model, not a curated record. Lineage: Eukaryota; Viridiplantae; Streptophyta; Magnoliopsida; Fabales; Fabaceae.